AUGGCGUCAGCGGUGAUUCAUGAUAGGACAACCAACACAAGGCACGGGUUUGUGUCGGGUCUUUGGCCCAAAACAACCUACGAAAAUCCAAGAAAGCCUCGUGAAGAAUAUCUUUACUAUGAAGCAGCUGCGUACCUCGCGUUAGAGCAUUUCAAUUCUCGAAAUGGAGCUGUCUUGCCAGAAAUACCAGACUUGUUGGCUGGUUGUGACUUUACCAUGGAGGUCGAAUUCAGAGACACACGGUUCCGUCCUUUCAAGGGGGUAGAAGAAGCAUUGGACUCAUAUCGGGCACCUGGGAAAAAGCCAUUUGCUGUCUGGGGCCCCUACAGUUCCUCUGUGAGUCUUCCAGUCAGUAUUGUGACCAGUGGUCUGGAAAUACCUACAAUCGGUACUAUAUCCACCAGCCAGUCCCUGGACAACAGCCCGUUUUACGCUCGAACCUGCACCAGCGUUCAGUCAGAAGCCAAAAUCUUUUUGAACUACCUCAAUAGCAUCGGUGUUCCUCGAAUCGGCAUCUUGUACUCCAGGAAUGAAUGGGGCUUGUCCUUUCACAACUUUCUCAUCGAAAAUGCACCGCUGUACAACGUAACAGUGGCGACCUCUGUGGGAUAUGUGGAAGGACACAAUAAAGAGGAAUGGAUUCUGUUAAAGGAAGCCAUGAAAGAGUUGGCACAGUCCAAAGUCCAAUACUUUGUCGGCAUUGUCAACCCGCCCACCUGGAAGCAUGUGGCUCGUGAGGGGUUCCAGCACGGUAUCAUGGGAGCACCGGGAUAUACUUGGUACUUCUCAGAACUCGAAAUGACUCGAAUCUUGGACAAAGAAACAGAAGGCGAUAUUGCUCAAGCGGUUCAUGGAAGUGCGGUAACGUUCAUGCACUUUGAAGAUCACCCCGCCUUUGAUCAGCACUUUGAAGAUUUCUUGUUGGCUAGAGGCCCGGUAGACAGCAACAACAGGACCAUGAGGGAUCGCUACAUUGCGUCUCAGGCCGAACAAAAGUGGGCACGGAUUGUUGAUUACGUGGCUCCGGUAAGAUCGUCUGUGUCCUAUCUGGCGUAUGAUGCCAUGAUGGCACUUGGGAUUGCAGCUUGCAAAGCACCCGAGCAAUUCGCAGGACAGCAGCUCUAUGAUGCGCUGGUACGAACAGAAUUCCAAGGUGUCACGGGAUGGGUAGCCUUUGACCACAACAGUGGCACAAGAAGGGAAGAUACUGUUCACUAUCGGCUGGAGAACGUUGUAUUGGCGGACAAGGGCAAGGGAGCUGUUCCCAACAGCAGUUUUGUUGAGUUCAACAUUUCCACGGUGGCAAUCGUAGGAACCGAAACGAUCAACUUCAAGGAUCCUUACACAUAUUCUGACAACUCAACCAACCAGCCAUCACCGCUGCCUCCUGUUGACGGAAUGGAAUGCAACUUGAUUGACAACGGUGCCUUGAUAUAUGGAUGGGUAUUUGCUGCUUUUGUGGCUUUGAUGUCGCUGGGCUGGAUGGUUUGGACAGUCCUGAAUCGAAAGCGAUAUGUUGUCGGAGCCGGACAGCCCGUCUUUCUGUGCCAACUUUGCCUCGGGACGUUUCUCACAGCCAUGGCUGUCAUUCCACUGAGCAUGCAAGAAGAGAGGGAAGGUUGUGAGACGUCCAAGUUCAACCUAGAUGCGGCCUGUAUGGCCACUCCAUGGAUCGUCUUGGUUGGGUUUUGCGUGGCUUUCUCUGCAACUAUUUCAAAAGCAAUGCGACUGAACAUGGUAAUAAGAAACGGACAGGCAAUGCGGCGAGUCAAGGUGUCUGCGAUGCAGGUGCAACAACCGUUGUGCAUCCUGCUCUUGUGCAAUACUGCGCUCUUGUUGAGUUGCACCUUGAUUGCGCCAUUCAAGUGGAGCCGGGUUCCAGUUCCGGUUGACAGCACCGCUUAUGACGAAUUCGGCCGUCUCACAGAAACCUAUGGGAGUUGUGGUUACUACACACCAUCUGUCUCCUGGUACUUCAUUGUCCCACUGGGUUUAAUCAACCUUGCCGGCGUUGGAUACGCAGCAUAUCAGUGCUAUCUUCAAAGGGACGUGACCACGGAUAUGUCUGAAACGACCCACUUGUUCGUUUCGAUUGUGAGCAUGUUUGAAACAACAGUAAUAUUCGGGCCUCUCUUGUUCGUUGUGAAAGACAACCCGACGAGGAGAUUCCUGCUUGAGUCAACCCUUGUAGAUGUUGCAUGCUUGACCCUGCUACUGCCCAUCUUUAUUCCCAAGUACCAGCAACGAUUCAAACAGCUUGCCCAUACGCGCCCCAGCAAGGAUAUCUUGAAAGGAAACUCUUCUCACUUGGGGGGUUGUCAGCACAGUGCCCGCUCGGCUGGGGGAGGCACCAGUUCCCAUGAAAUGAAUAGUUACGGUCCUCACAGCCUCAUCAGUUACCCUGCGGUUGACAAAGAAGCGGACGCUGCUUAUGAAAAAGUGCUUGACAGCGUCCGUGACUGGGAAGCAAAGCACGGGUUCAUCCCGAUUGUGCAACGCCAUGAACCGGCACCGCAAAAGGACUCUGUGCCACAUAAGAGCUCUUCGCGACCUCGAUGA
Seminavis robusta is the source of this 2559-nucleotide messenger RNA. The record is from the annotation of a GenBank genome assembly. Lineage: Eukaryota; Bacillariophyta; Bacillariophyceae; Naviculales; Naviculaceae.